AUGGGGCGGGGCGAGUGGCUCCCUGUCAUCUGGGAGGCUCCGGGGGGCGUGGGAAAUCCCCUGAUCGGGGCGGUGGCGGGAGAGGGCGUGGGCGUGUGGACAAGGCCAGCCGCCACUGAGGACACCUUGUAUGGCCCCAAUCCUGGCACUGGCCUAGCUCCCAGGUCUGAAGAGGGCAAGUGUGGGAUUGCUGUCCUCACUGGAGGCCCAGGACAAGCCACCUGGGAGUGGCCAGACCCUAAGGACUGGAGCUUGCAGGACACGGACGCCUUCGUGCUCGUCUACGACAUCUGCAGCCCGGACAGUUUCGACUACGUGAAGGCCCUGCGGCAGCGCAUCGCGGAGACCAGGCCGGCGGGCGCGCCCGAAGCGCCCAUCCUGGUGGUAGGCAACAAGCGAGACAGGCAGCGGCUGCGCUUCGGACCGCGGCGCGCGCUGGCCGCCCUGGUGCGCAGGGGCUGGCGCUGCGGCUACCUCGAGUGCUCGGCCAAGUACAACUGGCACGUGCUGCGUCUCUUCCGCGAGCUGCUGCGCUGCGCUCUGGUGCGCGCGCGCCCUGCACACCCGGCCCUGCGCCUGCAGGGGGCGCUGCAUCCAGCGCGCUGCAGCCUCAUGUGACCCAAUUGGACAGUGCCAUCCAUGGGCCCCACCUUGUGACUGGGACAACCCGGGACGUGGAUUGGACAGGAUCGCCCAACUUCACUGGGACUGGACGGGGCAAUCUCUGCCCUGAUUGGAUGAGGCCUAAGCGACGGGCCUCUUUUUGAACCUCAUUGGACCCAACCAGGUCCCAAGCUCCAUUGGAGAUGACCAGUCCUUUCUGGGACCUCAGUGGGUCACAAUCCCACUGGAUGGAAAGGACUUGGCUAUGAAUUUGGAAACGCGAGGCCUGCUCCUGGAGCUUCACUGGACAUAUUCUUUAUGCCACUCCUAUCGCAGGAUAAUAAACGGGAAAAUAAUU
This is a messenger RNA of Mandrillus leucophaeus (drill), 961 nucleotides long. It is a transcript of the gene RASL10A, whose product is annotated as RAS-like, family 10, member A. The record is from RefSeq and is a predicted model, not a curated record. The coding region runs from base 1 to 618 and encodes 205 amino acids. The transcript has 5 exons. Gene Ontology annotation, molecular function: GTPase activity; GTP binding. NCBI's taxonomy places the organism in Eukaryota, Metazoa, Chordata, Mammalia, Primates, Cercopithecidae.